AUGUCCAAACAAUUCACCCCGGCCGACGUGGCAACCCACAACACCGCCGACAACGGCCUCUAUAUCAUUAUUGACAACAGCGUCUUUGACGUGACCAAGUUCAUCGACGAGCAUCCUGGCGGCAGUAAGAUCCUCAAGCGGGUUGCGGGCAAGGACGCGACCAAGCAGUUUUGGAAGUACCAUAAUGAAUCCGUUUUGAAAAAGUAUGCGCCCAAGCUGAAGGUUGGUGAAGUCAAGGAUGCGGCCAAGCUGUGA
This is a messenger RNA of Talaromyces atroroseus, 255 nucleotides long. RefSeq names its product putative cytochrome b5. NCBI's taxonomy places the organism in Eukaryota, Fungi, Ascomycota, Eurotiomycetes, Eurotiales, Trichocomaceae. Bases 1 to 255 code for a protein of 84 amino acids. The transcript is spliced from 2 exons. The record is from RefSeq and is a predicted model, not a curated record. Gene Ontology annotation, molecular function: heme binding. Gene Ontology annotation, cellular component: membrane; intracellular membrane-bounded organelle.